Molecule: messenger RNA, 1506 nt
Organism: Plenodomus lingam JN3
Lineage: Eukaryota; Fungi; Ascomycota; Dothideomycetes; Pleosporales; Leptosphaeriaceae
Biological process (GO): GPI anchor biosynthetic process; protein localization to plasma membrane
Cellular component (GO): endoplasmic reticulum; membrane
Molecular function (GO): glucosaminyl-phosphatidylinositol O-acyltransferase activity
Source: RefSeq, a predicted model, not a curated record
AUGGCGAAAUCAUACAAACAACUCAAAGAAGCCUGGGUGUCCGGCCACACCGGCAGCUCAGUCGCUGAUGUGAACAGCGUAUCGCUCGCAAUGCCUUUGAGCAUCCUAUUAUGGUCCGUUAUACAGUCCCGCAUGCGAUUAUUCACGCCAUACACGCUGCCAGCCUUCUUUGUGGAUUUGCUGCUCAAUUGCGGCGUCACGCUAUUUGCGACCACGAUAUACUCGUCCUCGCCAUGGGUGUUGAAUAUGCUGUUGUUGCUUCCCGCAACCGUCCUAUAUGUGCUUGAGAAACCGAUGCCUGUAAAACGGGAGGCGCCUCGGCCGCCUUUGAAAAAGGAGACGCGGGAGGAGAAGGAUGCCGAGCUCGAUCCACUUCCUGUCAAACCGUUUAUUACAAACUACCGCGGCGCUAUGAUGGUCAUCACAUGUAUUGCUAUACUGGCUGUCGACUUUCGAGUGUUCCCUCGUCGCUUCGCAAAGGUGGAGAAUUGGGGGACGUCGCUCAUGGACAUGGGCGUAGGCUCAUUCGUUUUCACAGCUGGCGUAGUCUCGAUUCGCCCCGCCUUGAAAGAAGCCCCAGGUCAACGCGCACCGCUCUCCAAACGCUUCACCGCAUCAAUCCGCCACGCGAUUCCCCUCCUCGUUCUUGGCGUCAUCCGCCUCAUCUCUGUCAAGGGGCUAGACUAUGCAGAACACGUUACGGAAUACGGGGUGCAUUGGAACUUCUUCUUCACACUUGCCUUCCUCCCCCCCUUCGCCACCCUCUGCCAAACCCUCUUCGACCUCGUCCCCUCAUACGCCCUCCUCUCCUUCGCCCUAGCCUCCGUCUACGAAAUCGCCCUCGACACAACUCCCCUCUCCUCCUUCAUCCUCAUCUCCCCACGCACCAACCUCCUCACACAAAACCGCGAGGGAAUCUUCUCCUUCAUCGGCUACCUCUCUAUCUUCCUCGCCGGCCAAUCCCUCGGCUCCAUCGCGCUCCCCCGCCAACCAAAACCCAAACCCGUACCCAACCCCCCGUCCCCAACCUCCCCACUCCACCACCUCACCCGCUCCACCCUCGGCCAACUCUGCCUCGUCAGCAUCGCAUGGACAUGCCUCUUCUACCUCUGCACUUCCUACCACGGCCUCCACCUCACCGUCUCCCGCCGCCUCGCUAACCUCCCCUACGUCGUCUGGGUCGCCUCCUUCAACAGCGCCAACAUCGCCCUCUGCUGCGCCAUCGAAUCCCUCCUCUUUCCCAAUCUAUACCACGCGAAAGCCGGCAGUCGCGCCGAGGAGCGCCGCCGCGCCAGGGACGCCACGAGUACCGUCUUGCACGCGUAUAACCGCAAUGGCCUUGUUGUGUUCUUGGUCGCCAACCUGCUGACCGGGCUGGUGAAUUUGGGGCUGCCGACGUUGGAGAUGGGGGUUGGGCAGAGUAUGGUGGUGUUGGCGGCGUAUGCGGUGGCGGUUACGGGGGUGGCGGUUGGGCUGGAUUGCUGGGAUGUUACGAUUAAGCUGUGA